This is a messenger RNA of Solea senegalensis (Senegalese sole), 2613 nucleotides long. RefSeq names its product diablo homolog, mitochondrial-like. Gene Ontology annotation, cellular component: mitochondrion. Gene Ontology annotation, biological process: intrinsic apoptotic signaling pathway in response to oxidative stress; neuron apoptotic process. Bases 37 to 753 code for a protein of 238 amino acids. The record is from RefSeq and is a predicted model, not a curated record. NCBI's taxonomy places the organism in Eukaryota, Metazoa, Chordata, Actinopteri, Pleuronectiformes, Soleidae. The transcript has 6 exons.
UCAGUGGGUCGAACGUUUGAUGGUGGCGCACCAAACAUGGCCGUGUUCGGGAGGGGAGUAACCUACCUCCGUCUCCUCAGGAGUUCUGCUCGUGUCCUGUUCACCUGUAAAAAUCCUGCUGUUCACAAACUGGGAAAAUGGACAAAUGUUCUUUAUGCAAGUGUAACAUCUUUAACACUGGGAGCUGCACUCUGUGCUAUACCAUUCAAACAGGUUGAAAACCUCUCUCAUGAUGCUCUGAUCAAACGAGCAGCCUCUCUGGUCACAGACAGCUCAAGCACUUUCCUCUCACAAACCACUUUGGCUCUCAUAGACGCCAUCACCGAAUAUUCUAAAGCUGUGCACACGCUCGUCGCUCUUCAAAGCCGAUAUCUGGAUGCGCUGGGAAAACUGAGUCCGGCAGAGGAGGACUCAAUCUGGCAGGUUAUCAUUAGCCAGCGAGCACAGGUUAAUGAGAGACAAGAUGAAUGCCGGCGUUUGGAGUCGACGUGGGUCACUGCGGUGAAGCUGUGUGAAACGGCAGCUGAGGCGGCGUACACAUCAGGAGCCGAGCAUGCGUCCGUCACCGUGAGGACGAACGUUCAUUUGGCUCAGUCGCAGGUGGAGGACGUGCAGAAACUGUCGGCGGACGCAGAUAAGAAGUUAGCUGAGAGUAAAGUGAUGGAGGUUGAAAUGAUGGCGCGGCAUGCCGCUUCUUUACAGAGUAAUGAUGACGAGGAAGAAGUGCCUGAAGCUUAUCUGAGAGAAGACUAAGAGCUUAUCAGACAACAGCAAACACUGUCUUCUUUCACUGUGUGGCCCUUUUUGUCUCUUGUCAGUCACUGUGUCUCAGUCACAGUACAAUGUGGAGUGUUCAAGUCAAACUAGAAGAGUCGAUAAAACACCAGUUUCAAUUAGGCCAAAAUACACUUUGCAAUAAAAUUAAAUUUAACACUUUUAGUAGCCUUAAUAUAGUUUGAAAUGGUUUGGUCACAUGCAGAGGAAGGAUAAAGAUUAUAUUCAGGGUUCCCACAGGUCCUUGAAAUCCUUGAAAGUUUGUGAAUUUCGUCCUAAAUGUGUAAUUGAAAGUGCCUGGAAGUUGAUAUUUAUGUAAAUUUCUCCCUUUUUUUACGACGCCACCUACUGUUUCAUGCGUUGCAUUGCUUUAGGCCUACGCAGAACAAACGUGGGGUCAUAAUUACUAGCGGUGUUGGGGACACUAUCUCUCUCUCUCUCUGCUGUCAACAUCGGAUUCGGUGCAGAACAACAAGCAAAUUUCACGUGAUGCCUGAAAAUGAAAAUGAAGAAUGAAAAUUCCAAGAGCUCUGUCUCACCAAAGAAAAUUUACAAAGACUGACUUUGACCAAGAUCCCAAGGACAAUCACUUGUCUGGAAGCAGAGUGUGCUGCAAAUCAAUAAAAGUAGACACCAUCAUGGGCGAAGACAAGCUCUUACAAGUUGCCCUCCCAUCUUAUUAAGCCUGUCAACCUUGAAUUUGAACCUUGUUAUCUGGACCUUGAAUUUGAGGGAAUUAGUCCUGGAAAGUCCUUGAAUUUGAUGUCUACUAAGGUGUGGGAACCCUGAAUAUAUUGGACAAAGGAUGUUGAAGAUGGAGCUGCCCGAGGCAGGAGGAAAAGAAGGUGAUGUUGUGAAGAAGGACAUGAGGACAGUCACUAUAGGACACAAGGGAGAGGACAAGAUGGAGGCAGAUGAGUUGCUGUGGUGCCCCCUAAAGUGAGAAGAAUUAGUUUUAAUAUGUUUAAAUAGUUGAAAAUAUGCCCUGAAAUACAGUUACAUUGAUUGUAUUUUGACACUUUAAGGUCCAAAAUGUAACAUUAACUGUAGGUGAAGAGUAGUGUAGAAUGAGCCUUUCAUAUUUAUAUUAGGAGCUCGGUCAGUUCUCAAGAGAUGGUCAUUUUGAGCCACUGUGUUUUUACAGUAGCCCACAAUGGACAAACUAAUCACCCUUGUAUUUAAGCACUUAUAUAGUUGAAAACUCUUAAAGUCGUAUUUAACACUUUAAAGGGCUUAAAAUACUCUGCAAUACUGCAAUAGUAUUAAAAGACACUUUAAUAGUUGAAUACACUCUGGAAUAGUGUAAAAGUUAAAUUUAAUUGCAAAUUGUAUUCAACAUUGAAUUAUUUGAAUACACUCUGGAAUAGUGAUAGAUUUAACUUUUUCACUUGUAUUUUAUUACUUUAAUAGGAUAAUAAGUGUUUAAGUGUUAUACUUAAAUGUAAUACUGUUCCAGGGUAUAUUUGUAUCUUCAUUGAAACUGGUGUUAAAAUUAAUUUUUUUGUGUCACUUUACCGUCACAAAAUUUAAUUGUAAUAGGGAAUCACAUACAAUGGGAACAAGCAUUUCCACAUUUGGUCAUUAACGACUUCUUUGUUUAAUGAUUAUAAACUAUGUCAUUCAUAGAUGCUCGUUCUUUUCCUCUUUGCUCUUCUGCGUCAGAUUGUUAUUGUCAUAUUCUCAGGAUUCAUUGUAAUAAAGACAAGACACAGCUUUAAAAAAACAACAACUCAAAACUGUUUAUUAUUGAUUUCCACUUGAGGCAGAAAAAGAAAAAAAAUGUAUUUAUUUAUGAAUAUUUUAGUAUGUUAUGAAUAAAUGGCUCAUGGGUUUAUUUCA